Molecule: messenger RNA, 1362 nt
Organism: Cooperia oncophora
Lineage: Eukaryota; Metazoa; Nematoda; Chromadorea; Rhabditida; Trichostrongylidae
Source: the annotation of a GenBank genome assembly
AUGGCCGGACAUGGUGUCAUGCCUAGGAAUCUUUCGUAUUCCAAAGUGGCCAGGGCGUUGGCUGGCGAAGAAUUGAGGGAUCGCGAAGUACUACCGUUGGAUGGAGGCAUUACGGCACGAGAAGAAGGACGAUUCGUAUUCGAAAGUGCUUGGGAAGUCGCCAACAAGAUUGGCGGCAUUUAUACCGUACUGAGGAGUAAAGCUCAAAUCAGUUGUGAAGAAUUAGGAGAUCAAUAUUGUAUGUUCGGUCCAAUGAAGAAUGAUAAAUGGCGAUUAGAAGUGGAAAAAGUGGAACCGGAAAAUAGAACGAUCAGAGCUGCUAUGAAAAAACUACAUGAAUCCGGGUUCAAGUGCAUGUAUGGCCGUUGGCUGAUCGAUGGCUACCCGAAGGUGAUCCUGUUUGAUUUGGGAUCGGGCGCCACUAAAAUGAAUGAAUGGAAGCAGGAGCUAUUCGACAGGUGUCGGAUCGGUAUCCCUCACGAGGACAUAGAAUCAAACGAUGCUGUGAUUUUCGGGUUUAUGGUAGCAGUUUUUCUGAAGCAUUUUAGAGACGCAAUUACAGACUAUCAACCACUGGUGGUAGCCCAUUUCCAUGAAUGGCAAGCGGGUGUUGGGCUGCUAAUGACCCGACUGUGGAAGUUGGACAUCGCUACCGUAUACACAACACAUGCAACUUUACUAGGAAGGCAUUUAUGCGCUGGUGGAGCUGACUUCUACAACGCCCUAGGCACAUUCAACCUCGAUGAGGAAGCCGGAAAACGACGAGCAAGUAUCUACCAUCAAUACUGUCUUGAACGAGCUGCAUGCCAUUCUGCUCACAUUUUCACCACCGUGUCGGAAAUUACUGGGUUAGAAGCUGAGUAUUUAUUGGACAGAAAACCUGAUAUUCUAACUCCUAAUGGCCUCAAUGUUGUCAAGUUUGCUGCUUUACACGAGUUCCAGAAUUUGCACUCUAUGGCCAAAGAGAAAAUCCACAACUUCAUUCGAGGGCACUUCCAUGGUCAUUUAGAUUUUGAUUUGGACAAAACGCUUUAUUUAUUUACUGCAGGAAGGUAUGAGUUCUCUAAUAAAGGAGGCGACCUAUUCAUUGAAUCGCUUGCUCGUCUUAACCAUUACCUCCAAACUACCACAGAUCCUCGACACAAAGGAGUCACAGUGGUUGCCUUUAUAAUCUACCCAGCACCCUCAAAUUCCUUCAACGUGGAAUCGCUGAAAGGACAAGCCGUAACAAAGCAGCUGAAGGAAGCAGUCGACAGGAUAAAGGAAAGCAUCGGACAACGGAUGUUCGAUAUCUGUUUACAAGGCCACCUUCCUGAUGGGCAUGAUCUUCUUUCGCCGGCUGAUAACGUUUUGGUAAGUUAA